CAGAGCCCUGACUUUGGCAGAGGAUGGCCGAGGAGGAGCCUUCCCAAAGCGCCCUGCUCCGAACUGGGACUUUUCCCAGCUUGCAGCCCCUAGUCCGAAGGAAUGGGCAGCCCUUCCUCGUUACCACAGCUGAAAGGCUGUCCUCCCAAGAGUUCUAGCGCAAGGCCCUAAACGAAAGUACACCAGAUCUCAUCAUCUGCGAUCUCAAGCACUUCUGUGGGGGGAAAGGAACUUGAGGAGACGCCUGCAUCCUCCUUGAUGAAGAUGCUUUGUGAGGUGGCCCUGCACACGCUGUUCUGGGGUGUUUCUCCAGGGCUGCUCCAACAUCCAGGAGAUGGCUCCUCAGCCACCUGAAAGGACAGCACACCUUCCCUUUAGGCAAGGCAACAAUAGCUUUCUCUGGCCCCUUGAGCGAGCACCUGCUAAGAAGAUACAGAGAAGUACCAGAAACCUUCGCUGCUGCAGUCAGAUCAGGAUGUUCAUCACUGAUGCAUACCAAAGAGGUUUCAGAGACCCAGGGGAAGACUUGCAGAAGCACAAAGGGGAGGCAAAGUAGAUAAUGGUGGAGCCUUGGUGCUACCUACUACGUUGACCCUUUCGCCCCAUCAAAAGGAUCAAUAUUGAUCAUACACUAAUGGCAGUGUUUACCUUUGUGAAAGCAAAAAGAAUUUGUCUGUCUUCAUCUGGCCAAUAAAUUUCAGCUCUGUGAUCUCUCUGUAUGGGCUCCGUACAGUCAGUCAGACUGUGCAAAGAUGCAUUUUCUGGGUUUCGUUAAGCCAGCCUGAAAACAAAUGAAUGUCAGUGCUAUUUCAGGUUGAAGGGACGGUUCCCAUCCACUCUACUGACGCCUCCCCAGCUUCUCAGGCUUGGUUUAUGGCCACGCCACCCCUCCAUGUAUGUUUUGAGUCUAGGACUGAUGCAUAUACAACGGGCUUACGUGGCAAUGUUUUGGUAGUGGGAGAGGCUGCGGGGUUGGCAUGGAUGAGCAAAGCCCAGCAGCUGCCCCAUGUCAGAUCAGAGCCAGCUCCAGCCAGCUCCAAAAUAGACCUGCCGCUGGCCAGAGCCGAGCCAGUGAGUGAUGCCGGUUGUGCCUCUGGGAGGUGUUUAAGAAGAGUUUAAAAAAAAAAAAAUGCUGCAUUGUAGCAGCUGGAAGAAGGGACUGAGAAACUGAGAGAGAAGAAACCCUGCAGCCACCAAGAUCAGUGUAGAAGGAAGGAAGGAGGUGCUCCAGACACCCUGCAGAGAAUGAGCUGCAGCCUGUGGAGAGGAGACCACACAGGAGCUGGGGAUCUGGGGGUAGUUGCUGCCCACGGGAGACCCAUGUUGCAGCAUUUUGCUCCUGAGGGAUGGACCCCAUGAUACAGACCCAUAUUGGAGAUGUUCCUGAAGAGCUCCCACUUCCUGUGGGAAGCCCACGUAGGAUCAAUUUGGGAAGGAUGGCAUCCCAUGGGAGGGACCCCACAUGGCGCAUGGGCAGAGAGUGACCGUGAAGAAGUAUGUGACUGGUGCUCCCUGCUCCUGAUCCCUGGCAGUAUGCAGAGCUUCUGCCAUGGAUCAGCAGCUGCUGUCAUCUCAGCAGAACAAAGAAUGUCCCUGACGUGCUGAGUUUACUGUCUGAGCAGAAGAUCAAGAGCUGAGGACUUACAAAUCUUGCAGAUUGAGUGGAAGACAGUGUGAAAGAUAAAUGGAAGAUUUGGAGACUAACUUAAUCCAGACACGUAAAGCAUGUAGAAUAGAGCAAAUGGUAGCGAAAUGGCUUCAUCGCUCCCGGGAUGGUGCGUCCAGGUCUGUGAAUCAAAAUUAAACUGGAUGGAAUCCUGGCAGGAGCUGAGAGCUGCAAAUUCUCUUACCACAUUGCUGGGUGAAGGUGUUGCUUGGACCCAUGGAGGUCAGGGCUUGCUGUGGGGCUCACCUGGAUUUCUCCUUCCAUGCAACCACUGGACUGAGGUGGCUGAAAGAGUUGUGGCUGCAACUGCCUGGUACUGCUGGCCUGUUAUCUUCACAUUUCCCUGGAGCCCAGGGGAGCACUGCUGGCCUGCCCACCAUGGAGACUCCCAUGGUGGCAGACUGCCUGUGACAAAUGCCACCAGGGAUGGCAGAGGCCAGCCUGCCAGCCAUGUCAGGCUCACUGUCACAGUGUACAAAGACUUGGUCCUCCAUCACUAUGGCUUUGAGAUUUGCCCAAACCUUCCUCUUACAAUUGCAUCUGUCACUGCAGGGAGCACUGCUGAUGGGAAGCUGCUGCCAGGUGACCAGCUCCUCCGGAUAAACUCCACCAUGGUAGAGGACAUGUCCAUUGAACGGGUGGCUGACAUGAUCAGGGAGGCUGGUGACGAGCUCUUCCUAACCGUCCUGCGCAGCACGUCGGGUGGGCCUAAGUCAUCGUUCCUCACUGCAGAGAAGAGGGCAAGGCUGAAAACAAACCCUGUGAAAGUACGUUUUGCAGAGGAAGUGCUGGUGAAUGGACACACACAGGGGAAUUCUCUUCUUUGUAUGCCAAACGUUCUCAAGGUAUACUUGGAAAAUGGGCAGACAAAAGCUUUCAGGUUUGAGACAAGCACUACUGUAAAGGAUAUUGUUCUCACCUUGAAGGAGAAGCUCUCUAUCCGGAGCAUUGCACACUUCGCCCUCACCCUGGAGGAGCAGUACAAUGCAGCAAAGGUCCACUUGCUGCAUGAGGAGGAGCUCAUUGAGCAGGUGGUCCAAAAAAGAGAAUCCCACGACUACCGGUGCCUCUUCAGAAUUUGCUUUGUCCCAAAGGAUCCCUUAGACCUCCUGCAGGAAGACCCAGUUGCCUUCGAAUAUCUUUACCUGCAGAGCUGCAGCGAUGUGCUUCAGGAAAGGUUUGCUGUGGAAAUGAAAUGCAGUGUGGCAUUACGUCUGGCUGCUCUACACAUACAAGAGAGAAUCUAUGCUUGUGCUCACCCACAGAAAGUAUCCUUGAAAUACAUUGAGAGAGACUGGGGAAUUGAAAACUUCAUCUCACCAACUCUGCUUCGAAACAUGAGAGGGAAGGAUAUCAAGAAAGCCAUCAGCUACCAUAUGAAGCGGAACCAGAUCCUGCUGGACCCUCGGCAGAAGCAUAUGCUCGCAGCAGUCCAAGUGCGUCUGAACUACCUACAAAUCCUGAGUGACCUGAAGAUGUACAAUGGGAAGAUCUUUAAUGCCACCCUGAUGCUACAGGACAGAGAAUCAUACGUUGCACUGCUGGUGGGUGCCAAGUAUGGGGUGAGCCAGAUUAUCAAUAGCAAGCUAAACAUCAUAACAAGUCUGGCAGAGUUUGCAAACAUCAGCAGGGUGGAGCUUACAGAGGAGUCUGAGAAAGUGAGCAUGGUAAAAAUCUACCUACAGGAUCUGAAGAUGCUGACUCUGCUGCUGGAAUCAAACAGUGCAAAAGAUCUUGUUUGCCUCAUCAUUGGCUACUACAGACUGUUCGUGGAUGCGAAUGCCUCCAUAUUUACUUGGGGAGAGAAAAGACAGCAACCGCACCGUGUCUCAGCUGAAGAAGGAUACGAAUCUCGAACCUGCAGUGAUUCUGAAGACUCCUGGGAACUGGAUUCCUCCUUAGAGCAUUGCUUGGGCAUGCCCGCAGCAUACAGCAGCACCCCUCCUGCGUGUGAGAAGGAGCUGGGAGAGCUUCACAGCCGAGAGAAGGACAGCAGCACAAAGCCCCAGGCUGGAGGAAGUGACCAACACGAUGCAGGUGGCAACACAACAGACAGUACAUCUGAGGCUUCAGAUUCAGCCAACACAGAGAGCCGAGGGUUUAAGACAAGUGGUUCAAGUGACUCAAUGGAUGCACUGGAGGAAGAUGAGUUGGAAGCUUGCUCUUCCUCCAGGCCAGAGUUCUUCCACUUCUACACACCAACUGUACACGAAAUGAACAACUCAGAUGAGAGUUUCUUUCCUGUUUGUGCUGCAGAAGGCUCCAGCAGGGCAAAAGACAGGGACUUCUUCUGUUUCUUGCAGGUACCAGAAGCAGAGGAGCAUGGACGUGAGCACAGCCCCUGGGAGGAGAGAGGAGUGGACAUAGGUGUGUCUAUGCUAGGGUCCAAGCUAUCUGAGAGAAAUGCCAUGGGCUAUUACAGCCUGUGUUGCAGCGUAUCCCCUGCAGGCAGUGUAGAGAAGAGCAACAUCAGUCACAGCCCUGGAAGAAGGCCUUGGAAAGAUGUGUCAGCCCAAGAAGAGGCACACUGUGGAGCAGAGCAGGUAGCAGAAGCGAGUGAUCUCAUUUUGGAGCCACCCCCAGGCUUUGGUGACACCAGCUCUGAGGAAGAGUUCUAUGAUGCUGCAGACAGCCUCAGCCCCCCGGACACCCUGGCAGCAGCCUACAAGAUAAUGUCCCAGGAAGGUAUAGACAACUCCUGCAAGAAACCAAGGUGUUACAGCCUGGGGGAAAACCUAAUGACAAGGCAGACAGCAAGAGAGAAGAAUGGAAAGGAGAAGCAGCUGACAUAUGCCAAGAGCCUGAGGAAGAGGAGAUCUUUUCUGAAAACCAAUUAUACCUCACAGGUCACUUUCCCACUGGCUUUACCAGACUCCCUGCAGAGCUACUGCACUUGGCCACCCACACCACCACUGCUUGCUCAGCCCCCAGAUCCACCAUCCCCAGAGAACUUCGAGAAAGAUGCAGAAUCAGGACUUCCUGCUGCCACCCAGGCCCAGAGAGACACGGCUAGCACAAACCCAUCCUCUGACAUGAUGGAAAUGGAACCUGACACCAUGGAAACAAAGUCAGUGACUGAUUUGGUGGUUUCUUCCAUUUCAGCUGUUCGCCUGCAGGGUGACCACAGGGAGGAGAGUGCAGGCAUUGCCAUACCUGUGGAUGACCUUUGUCCAGCACGUGCUGCAUACCCACCUUUCUUGUUCCUGGAGGAACCCAUGUACCUUCCCAGGGAACAAAGCAGAGUUGUCCGGGGAAGUCCCACAAUGGAGGUAAAUACUGGGUGGCCAAGUGAUGAGAGUUGUGUGAGCAUCGGAGAUUGGCUGGCCCAAGCAGCACUGGGAGGGGAGGGUGAGAUGAUGGAAGUCAAGCAUGAGGCUGGCAAUGUCCCUCUGUUCCAGGUCCGAGAGGUGACUUGCCCUGCUGAUGAAUGUACUCUGCCCUCUUCAUGCUGUGUUGCCAGCAUGGCCAUUCCCCAUGGGGUGACACAGGACCAGGAUCUGCUUCCUGCUGCUGGGGAGCAAGCUGCAUGGGAGAAGCCUGUCCUGGCUCCCUGUGAGGAAGGAAAAGCUAACCUUGACAGCUGUGCUGACUGUGAGAGUGACCAUGCCUCAUUGCAGGCAAAAACCAGACAAGAAAUAAACAAGGAAGCCUUACAGAAAGUGCACAGUAAAAGUCACAUGGGCUUUCCAGAUGCAACCCAGCUGUUAACAGAUUGCAGCAGCACCUCAGGGGUUAUAACUCGCCUCUCCUGGCUCUCAUUUGGUGCAAGAUCAGACCUAACAUCACCCAGCCCAUCUCAGAAGAGAACAGAUGCCCCACUAGAGCUUUUGGACUCUCAGAGGACCAGUAGGUGCCUAGAGGUUGAUGUUGUCAGAAAGGAGAUGCAGAUAUCCUCAGCUACACUACCCUUUGAGAAAGAGCUGAAAAGCAGACAUGGGCUGGAUGAAGGGGUGUCCAGAAAAGACACAGAAAAUGUUGCUCACGAACAGACCUGGUCUGUUCAGAUUUCUCCCAGAGAACAGGUUACAGAAGUGGAGAAAGACUCUCCCCUGACUCCUUCUCAAGGGCUUUCCAUCUCCUCAGGCGUAAUUCCCUUGGGCUCAUUGGAAAAAAGAGCAGGAGACCACAGGACUUCAAAUUACUCCUUCCUCUGCUUUAACCAAAAGAAGGAUGAGCAGGCACUUUCCGGACCUAUCAUGACCAGAUUUUGGGGAUUUUCCAUGAUGAAGACAUCACCACCACAAUUUGGAAUGGACAAGUGCAGCUGUCAGCUAUCCUAUGUCAGCUGCUUUCACAGGCCUGACGAAGAAGGAGAGCAGGAAACCACCAUUCCUAUGUGCAGCUUGUUUCUGCAGCCCCUCACCACCCCACCAUCCACCAACCGCAGUCUUCCUGGGUCCUCUGUGGACAGUUACCCUGUGACCAUCGCUAGGGACAAGGCUGUGUGGGACCCUCAUGUCCAAGCCCUCAGCCAGCUGAAUGACCAAGCACAGAUGAGCCCCGCAGACUUCUCCUGCUUCCUGGCCUACACUACAGAGCUCAAGGAGGUUGUGGGAAACCUCUCAGGGAACCAAGCAACCCACCUGCAAGACCGAUGUGCUGAGCAGGGUGCUGAGAGCAAGGGUGCCCUUGGCUUAGCCUCCCAGGACCUGCUGUCCAGUUGCAAGGAGCUUCUGAAAAUAGAGCGGCCACUUGAAGAGCUGCAGGAUGCUUUGAGGGUGACAUUUGGGCACCUUGUUCAGCUGGCAGUGGCCUGCUUCCAGGUGACACACUGCCAGCUGUGCAGGCAGAGGCAGCAGGAGCUCAGGGCCGCACUUGUGGAUGUGGUAGGCACCUAUCACCAGUUUGUGCAGGCUGUUCACCAGCAGCUUCACAGGCAAGGAUGCCCAGACCUGGGCACCAAGCUCCUCACUCGCCAGCACACAGCCCUCACUGCUGCCAUGUUUUGCCUCAUGCAGCAGUUCAGGGUGCCCCCACUGUUUUGACAGGCCAGUUGGUGGCAGAUGGAUGCGGUGAGUGGAGAGGAGCUCAGAUGUGUUCCCUCCGUGCAAUACCAGGCUCUCCUGCCUUGGAUGUUUAGACCCCCAGCUCAGCAAAUAGUCAUGGAAGGGCAUGUCCAUGCGCAUUGGCAACUGCCCAGUUCAAGGGUGGCCAUGGGGAAGGGCAUGCCCCGCUCUAGCCAAGCUUUGUGUAAUUCUGUGUACACAAGCACUGUGUAAUAUGCAAACUCAUAGAGCAGUAACUUCAGUAACUUACAUAUCUAGCCUGGGGUUUGUCCCUCACCUCCCGAAUGCUUUGCAGACGGCUAGUCUCAGGGUGGUGUCGUAGCCUUUUUCUGUCACCUGCGGAGAGAGCCUUUUGUCUGCCUUUCCUCAGUCCUUACAAACAUGCCAGGCAGGGAGAUGACCAAGCAGGCUCUGAAGUUGAGUGAAAUCGACGUCCACCCUGGUCUGACAAAGAAACCCAGGCUGCUUAGUCCAGUCUCUGUGGCUGAGCUUGUGAUUGAAAACACUUCGGGGGGGGGGGGGGGGGGGAACCACUAUAUAUGUGCUGUUUGACUGCUUUUGCAAAGGGGGUAGAGAAGGUUUUCCCAGGCUGGGGAUACACCAUAUCCUCUCCUUCUGACAUGGUUUCUGCAGGUCAGCCAUAUCUUCUGUUCCCAUUUGCUGAUGCUAAAGAAAGUCCCUAAUCAGCAUCUUCUUCCCUUUGCCCCCCCUCGCUAUGAUAUAUCAGCCGUGUAAGUGUUUAAGAAUCCCUGUCUUCCGAAAAAGGAAGUCCUAAGACUGAAGUACCAACCUGACAGCCAUUGAGAUGAGCCAUGAUGUUAGCCUCCCUUGGAGAAGGCAAGCCCCUUUUCCCAACUUUCUUAUCAAUAGCUCAUCUUGCAUUAUGUGCUAGGUGUCCCUAGCUACGUAUGAGCUGUUAGCAUGUAAACGUUUUCUAAGUUGCGUAGUCAAUCAGUGUGCCUUCCAGUGCUGGAGGUACAUCCUCAGGUCUCCAGUGAUAAAGAAGGCAGCAAAAGGUCCCCGAGUGCUGUUUUCUGACUUUAGGAAUUUGUUUGCAGGGGUGGUGCUUCCAACAGUCCCUGCAGAUGAGUGUGCUCAGAAUGGAGGGGCCUGCCUAAGGCAGCAAAGGGGAGCAGGUAGGCUCCCAGCUGCCUUGUUCCACACAAGGUCACCCCAUCUCCUCAUGUGCCCAGGAAGCGGGUGGUCAGGACUGUCCCAUGAUUCUGAAGUAAAGGACAAGUCCUUGCAGCUGAACCCUAGUGUAGGAGAUGGAGGCCGCUGAGGGUGCUAGCGGGUGGGUACUACAUGGAUGCUGUAGCAGUCCUAAGGGACCUCCCAUGCCAUGGAGAUGCUGAAAAACACCCAUAGGAAUCUGGCAGCCUUUAGCAGCCCUACACUGACUCCAGUGCAGGUGCUGCCUCUCACUGUGCACCUACAGGCAGAAAGCUAGGCAAGCUGCCCGAGGGCCAUCUGCUUUCCUGGCUGCAGAGGCUAAAGUGCCUUCAGCCACGGGGGGAGGAUAGAUGAAUAUUCACUGAAGCAGGAUUUUGUGACAGUUAUCGCUGGCAGGUUGUUUUAGUUAGUGUGUGUGCUGCUGCCUAACAAUCUCAGGGGAUGAAUAAGCAAGACAAAAUCUCUUAUACUUAAGCCAAAGUGCAGACUUGCUGCUUUAGCAGGGUGCAGUGACACCUAACUAUGCACUAACAACUGAUGAGCAGUGCUGUGUGACUACAAACAGAAAGAGCCCACAGGCUACAAUAAAGCAACAGGCACCUGCAAAGACAAAUUCUGCCUAUAUGGGGAUCAACAACUACUGCCUAUCAACAGCUUCAGUCAUUGACAGUGGGUGUUCUUGUUUGUUUUUAAAGCAACAAUGACUUUGAUAACUUUAUCUUGUGUGCAUCAAAAAUGCUCUCUGCUCAGGACAUAAAAUGCAUCAUGGUUCUGUGCAGAGCACAGUCAAAUCCCAGAUACCUUUUUCAAGAGGAACAUCAGAGUUAGUGAACGUCGCACAUUAGUGCAGGAUGAUGGAUAAUGGUAACACAGCAGUAGCUGUAAGGAUGCAAUGUGACUUUAAACGUUUUAUUUUAGGUUGUGAGCAGCAUGCACAGAAUUACCUACAGGCUUCAGCCAACUCUUCAGUACAAGAGGUAUGAAGAAAAUAGCACAUGGUGUACCUGUGAACUUGAUUCAUUGCAGAAUCUCUUCCCAUCCCAUGUUCCCCAAUUAGAACAGCACUGCCCUUUUCUUUAGGAAGGACUUUUAUUCAACAAUGUGCUCUGUAAUUCUUCCUAUUUAAUCAAGGUGAAAGAAAUAACCAUUAAGCUCUCCUCCCCGUCUUAGAACAGUUGCAGGUUUAAGAGUAACAGAUUCUCUAUUUUCAUUCGCAGAUGCUUGUUAAACUGAAUUCCUGUCAGUUCUUCGUUGAUGCCAAGGCUCAACUGGCUUUUGUUUUUCAUUUCAGGAUGAAAAGUCAUUUCCAGCAUUGUACUGUUGAGGCAGAAUGUGUCACUCUUGACGAGGUCUGUAUGCAAAUAAAUUUAAGCAGAGCUGUUUUUUCUAUACGUGUUCAUGCUAGUGCCUCUGCUUGAAAUCUGAAGUUUGCUGCUCUUCCCUGCAGAACUCCUUAACAUCAUAAAAUAAAAGAGUUUUCUUGUGCAUCGU
Messenger RNA from Anas platyrhynchos (mallard), 9336 nucleotides. The record is from RefSeq and is a predicted model, not a curated record. NCBI's taxonomy places the organism in Eukaryota, Metazoa, Chordata, Aves, Anseriformes, Anatidae.